GGGGCGGGCCCCACGCGCCCGGCCCCUGGGACUCGGCGCUUCAGGCGCUGCAGACCCGGCUCGGGUGCCGCGCGGCGAGGGCACGGCGCGGGCAGCGGCUUCCGGACUGCGCGAUGGGCCGAGGGUAACUUCCCAGUCUGCAGGCAAGAAGGGAAGAUGAAGGAAGAUUGUCCACCCAGUUCUCAUGUCCCCAUCAGUGACAGCAAGUCCAUCCUGAAGUCGGAGCUCUUAAGCUUGCUAAAAACUUACAACUGCUACCAUGAGGGCAGAAGCUUUCAGCUAAGACACCGAGAGGAAGAAGGAGCUUUGGUCAUCGAGGGGCUUCUCAACAUUGCCUGGGGACUGAGGCGGCCUAUCCGGCUCCAGAUACAGGAUGACCGGGAGCGAGUCCACCUCUCCUCAGGCUCCUGGACACCCGGACAGCCCGGCUGCCACCUAAAGGAGCCACUCCUUCAGGAUGGCAGGGUCACUGCCCAGGAGCCAAGCUCACAGACAGCACACAGGGCUGAGAGUUCCAGAGAGAGCUCAGAGCCCCUGGAGGAAGAUGAAGAGACCCCACAGCUUAUGCGGACCAAGAGUGAUGCAGCCUGUGUGAUCCAGAGGAGGCCCCGGUCCCGCACACCUGGCGAGGCCCAGAGGAUCCGGCGACAUCGGUUCUCUAUCAAUGGACACUUUUACAACCACAAGACCUCGGUGUUUACUCCUGCCUACGGGUCUGUGACCAAUGUGAGAGUCAACAGCACCAUGACAACCCUGCACGUGCUCACCCUGCUGCUGAACAAGUUCCGAGUGGAAAAUGGCCCCAGUGAGUUUGCACUCUACAUUGUUCACGAGUCUGGGGAGCGAACAAAAUUAAAAGACUGCGAGUACCCACUGAUUUCCAGAAUCCUUCAUGGGCCAUGUGAGAAGAUCGCCAGGAUAUUCCUGAUGGAAGCAGACCUGGGCGAGGAAGUUCCCCAUGAUGUCGCUCAGUACAUUAAAUUUGAAAUGCCGGUGCUGGACAGUUUUGUUGAAAAAUUAAAAGAAGAGGAGGAAAGAGAAAUAAUCAAACUGACCAUGAAGUUCCAAGCCCUGCGUCUGACGAUGCUGCAGCGUCUGGAGCAGCUGGUAGAGACCAAGUAGCCAGCCAGUGCCAGCCUCUCCGGAAGCCUCCCACAGCCAAUGCACACUGAGUGUGGGUGGCCAGGCCCUGAUUGGUCACACUGAUCAAGAGCCACCUGCUGAAGAAUCUAGCACCUGUGUUUCUACAUGUCUACCUGCCUAAGUACCAUGAGUCACAUGUCCCUGGCUCUCUGAGCACUCACAGGGCCCAGAGCCAGGACUGCGGAGCCACGAAUUUGCUCGGUGGGGUCUAUGUGUGUGAGGCUUGCCUGUGCAGUAAGCAGCCCUGGAGUUGGGGCACUGGCCACAUUAUGUGGCUGGAUGGUGUGGCCAGUCCUAUUCAUGCUACACCUGUCUUGCUCAGGAGAGCAGUACCUGAUUGAGCCCAUGGGAUGUAUGCUCUAUCUGCUUUCCAAGUGCCUGGCCCAGAGUUUCUGCAUGGCCACAAGCCCCUGACCUCCUCAUCCACAUGAACCAUGAGAUCCCUGUCUGCCUUCACCUCGUGCUGCUGCUCAGGACUCUGCUGGGAAAAGCUGGAGAUGCCAGUAGAUAUGGGAUGUGCCCUGCUUCUGGCCGUCACUUCCCCAUGGCAUCCCUGGCCUCCAAGCCUCAAUGCCACUCAAGGAGCAUUGCAUAGCCUAGCACCCUGGCAGCAGAGGUCAGACCGGGAAUAAGACCAUGAGCAUCCCAUCCUUUCUCUGCAGCCCUGGCUUUUAACUACCUCUAUGAGACCUGAAGGAAUUCUUAUAAGGAGCUUUACUGCGGGUAACAUGGCACUUUGAUCACAGAGAGGAGGUGGUCCACAUGACAUUGGAAGGAUGCCAGCCCAUGUGCAGUGGAGUCCAGGGCUCAGGCAGUGGCUCAAGAAGGCAAUGUUCAGUCCUCAUCCCCACUGCCCCAUGGAUGGGUGCCUCCUGCCCUUUCUGGGCUUUUUCCUCCACUCUCUACACUUCCUAUCAAAGGGGCACAAUGAGGAGAAAGGGCUUUAAAUUCCCUGGGGCCAGAACAAUUUGGAUUCAUCAGCUGAUGGGGAAUUUCUGGAAAGAAUAGGAAAGGCUUUGCAAAACUAUGCAACAGUUUACAUCAGUCAUGUGAAGUGUUUGUCCAGAACAGAGCAAGUUGAAGCCCAAAUUCUUUUCCCACUGGGGCCUGUGGAUAGCAGAUUUAAAGAGAAGAACUAUAAAAUCCUCCAAAUAUAAGAGACAUUCAUUCCAGCUCUGUUCCAUGCAAUGGCUCCUUACUGGCCCCCAUAAAGAGCAGAGCUUGGGAGCAGCCAUGCUGUGUGGACCCACCGUUCAGGGUGAACUUCAUGCCAGGAUUUCCCAGACCUAGCUCCAUUGUCGCAGAGACAUGCAGAGAUGCCCCAGGGAGAUCCCCUAUUGUAUCUAUAAUCUCUGUGCUCCUUUCCUUUCUAGUUUCCUAGGUACUCAAUAAAGGCGUGCUCUAUUCAACUGAA
Nyctereutes procyonoides (raccoon dog) is the source of this 2557-nucleotide messenger RNA. RefSeq names its product Ras association domain family member 4 (gene RASSF4). Gene Ontology annotation, biological process: signal transduction. The coding region runs from base 157 to 1122 and encodes 321 amino acids. Lineage: Eukaryota; Metazoa; Chordata; Mammalia; Carnivora; Canidae. The transcript has 11 exons. The record is from RefSeq and is a predicted model, not a curated record.